Choloepus didactylus (southern two-toed sloth) is the source of this 1958-nucleotide messenger RNA. It is a transcript of the gene MAD2L1, whose product is annotated as mitotic arrest deficient 2 like 1. Gene Ontology annotation, biological process: mitotic spindle assembly checkpoint signaling. Lineage: Eukaryota; Metazoa; Chordata; Mammalia; Pilosa; Megalonychidae. Gene Ontology annotation, cellular component: kinetochore; nucleoplasm; cytoplasm. The record is from RefSeq and is a predicted model, not a curated record.
ACAAGAGGCUCGUUGCGCCCUGCGCAAAGGGCUUCACGGCGUGUUGGCGUCGUUACUUUUGAAACAAGUGGCGGGGAACUGCUUGUUGGAGUCCUUGCGCUUGCUGUUUACCAGGUGGAAACGCGUCUUUGCGCCUGACCAUGGCGCGGCAGCUCUCCAGUGAGCAGGGUAUCACCCUGCGCGGAAGCGCCGAAAUCGUGGCGGAGUUCUCUUCUCUUUGGCAUCAACAGCAUUUAUAUCAGCGCGGCAUAUAUCCAUCUGAAACCUUUACUCGAGUGCAGAAAUAUGGACUCACCUUGCUUGUAACUACAGAUCCUGAGCUCAUAAAAUACCUAAAUAAUGUGGUGGAACAGCUAAAAGAUUGGUUAUACAAGUGUUCGGUUCAAAAACUGGUGGUAGUCAUCUCAAAUAUUGAAAGUGGUGAAGUCCUUGAAAGAUGGCAGUUUGAUAUUGAGUGUGACAAGACUGCAAAAGAUGAGAGUGCACCCAGAGAAAAGUCUCAGAAAGCUAUCCAAGAUGAAAUUCGUUCAGUGAUCAGACAGAUCACAGCUACAGUAACAUUUCUGCCACUAUUGGAAGUUUCUUGUUCGUUUGAUCUGCUGAUUUAUACUGACAAAGAUUUGGUUGUACCUGAAAAAUGGGAAGAGUCAGGACCACAGUUCAUUACCAAUUCUGAGGAAGUUCGUCUUCGUUCAUUUACUACUACAAUUCACAAAGUAAAUAGCACGGUGGCCUACAAAAUUCCUGUCAAUGACUGACAGAUGAGAUGAGGAACAUAAUGUACUUGUAAUUCUCAAAUGUGGUUUUCCUGAAACUAAAUCAACUCUAGUUGAUAGGUUUUAUUUCAUUAUUUUUUAGAUAGGGAAAACCAACAUACUUUACUGAACUGUGCGUAAUUGUUCCAUUGUUUAGUACCCAUGUGACUUUCCAUAGGGUUAACAUCAUGAAUUAGAGGAGAGUAAGGUAUUUAUUCCCUUGUUAAUGUGUUUGGCUAGAUAGAUAAACAGAAAAGCAUAUUGCACAUUGUUCAAAAGGGAACCAGCAGAUUUUGUCAGCAUUUUGUUGAAUGUGCUAACCAUAGAUAGGAAAACUUUUGCUAUAAAGCUAAAGCACUUCCUAAAUCAUACAUUUUGGUCAAGUAGCUUGAGUCAGAAUAUAGAUAAGGAGAUAUUUUAAUGUAAAAUACAGCCAAAGAUGUCUGAAUAUUCAGAAUCUUGCUUCAGAUUCUGAAAGUAACAUAACACCAGUAAUGAAACAUAGCCCUAUUAGGUCCUUUUGCCAUGUUAAAAAAAUUUUCAACAAUUUGAUUUUAAUUUAUAUAACUGGUACCUUUGAAGCCAUGGAUAUUUCUACUGUUUAAUUUCCUGUGAUACAGAACGCUUCUUAAAAAAUGUCUUGUAUUAUAAAAUCAAGCUUUAAAUGACAAUGAUGAAAUAAAGUUAAAUUUGUAUGUUUUAAGUUUGUCUUAAAAAAUUUUGAUGUUGUGGUGUUAAUACAGUUAAAUGGUAUUCAGGAUGGGUUCAGUAUAGCAAAUGAUAUAUUGCGAUUACAAGGUUUUAGGUCCUAAGAAUAUGAGUCUUGAAGUAUUUUGAAUCUAAUGGACAAGUUUGAUUAUACCCCUGUCAUCUCUUAGCAAUAGACUUAAACAUCCUUGUUUGCAUUAAAAGAUAAAUUUCAUUUGAAUUAGUUGACUUACCCAAAUGUUGGAUUGUAGUACCUUUCUAUACUCUUAGCCUUACCAUCUUGCCUUACUUGUAAUAUUUCUCACUAUGUUCCUAAUAGAGCCUUUUCUUAUUGUCAGCCUAGUUUUCUUUGUACUUACUUAAACCAUACUUAAUCCUGUGCUUGUGCCUCCCUUAAUAUUCUCAUCAGACAUGUACUUUUUAUUCAGGUUCCACCUAUUUUUUGCCUUCAGUUUAAAGCAAAUUUCCAAGAAGUCUUUUCUAAUCUCUUAUAAA